ACUACUCAGACGGGUCUCUUUCGGUUUAUAUCAGAGAACCCAAUGGAGUCUUUUGAAGAACCUGGUCAGGUUAGUAGGGAGAACUUAUUAGAAGUUCCCACUUUAAGCGAUUCUCUCUCAGAAGAUGAAGAUGUUAAAGCUACACUGCAGCCCCGCUUCUCCCCCAGCCCCCGGAGGCGGAAUUCAGAUUCUUCUGAAGAAAUGGAAGCAGAAGCCCCAUCCACCAUUGCAAGAAAAGUUUCAUUUGCUGAUGCAUUUGGUUUUGACCUUGUAUCUGUUAAGGAGUUUGAUACCUGGGAUGUUCCAAUUACAUUACCAAAUGACGACUUAGAAGAUGAAGUUGUGCCUGUGGAGGAAUUCUAUUUAUCUCCACUGUUUAUACUGCCUGCCACACAAGAAGAGCUUUUGCAAAAAGUGCGUGCACAGAAAGUAUGGCUAGAGUCUGUCGAGUUCCUGCCAGGGAUAACAUGUAUGAAGGGCACCAUCCGUGUUCUGAAUGUAUCCUUCGAAAAGCUGGUCUAUGUCCGAAUGUCUUUGGACAACUGGCAGACUUAUUAUGACAUCUUAGGAGAUUAUGUGCCUAAUUCUUGUGAUGGCGAGACUGACCAGUUCUUGUUCAAGAUUUCAUUGGUUCCUCCUUAUCAGAGAGAGGACGCUAAGGUUGAAUUUUGCAUCCGUUAUGAGACAUCGGUGGGAAUAUUUUGGGCAAACAAUGACAAUCGCAAUUAUAUUUUGAUCUGCCACAAAAAGGAAACUGCGCCACCAGCAGAAGAGAAUAAAGCCCAGGGAGAAGUUACAGAUAAAGUCCAGGAAGGUGUUACAGACAAAUCUAUCAAAGGCUGCUUAAAGACAAUACCAAGCAGUAAAGAAGAAAUAUUGCCAACGGCUGAUGAAGACAUAUGGAAUAAUUCCAGGAGUUCAGAGUCAGACAUCCCCAAAAUUCUUUAUUCACACGUGGAUGAUAAUGAAAUUCAACAACUUAAGGAAAAUGUAAGCAGUAAAGAUGUGGAACGUAAUGAAGAUGAUAAUGAAGAUAAUGAAAAAGAAUUAGAGUUGUUGCUAAGUCAGCACUUCACUAGAGCCAAGGAUGAAAGGAAAUUAUACACAACCGAGCCAGUUAGAUUUCCAAAUGAACCAAAAGAACUGGGGGGCAAGAUAGACUCUGGCUUGCUUAGGCAACCUCUGCCGAUAAGUUCAUCCGAACGUGCUUUGCAAGACAAAGGUCUGCACAAUAACCAAACAGGAAAUGAUUUUUGCAUGUUACCCGCAGAAAAAUUGACUGCACUGGACUCGGUAAACAAUAGGGCCCAGUCUUCAGAAAGCUUUAGUACCAUUGAAACCCUUUCAUUACUGGAGCACAGGUCUGGAACGAAAGAAAAGGAGGCCGACCAUUUUACAGAUGUUAUCUCAAGUAAACAUGGGGUGUGUCCUGCAGAUGUUCAAAAGAAUGAAUCUGAAGAUGCCUCAGGAAGCAAAACAACGGACAGUUUGUUAAUCAGAGAGGAUAAUUACGAUCACCACAGAAAGGCAUGGGAAACAAGGCCCAAAAUAGUUCCCUUUGAGUAUGAUGAAGCCAUCCAGUUAAAAGAGGAAGUAUUGGAAAGAGUGGAUGACAAGGUCAAGCCAUUUCUAGGGCAACAUAUGCAAGAAACAUCUUCCCAAACUCUUCAAUCAGUUUUAGAAAACAUUGACAAAAAUGAAUCCAAAAUUGAGAGAUAUGGGAGCAAGAAGGUAUAUUUAAGAGGAGAAUUUAAUACCUUAGCUGAAGCUGAUGUCACACCAAGGUCUUUCACAAGUUCACAAACCAAAGAUGACAUUGUAGAAGAAAAAUAUAAGUCUGAGUAUAAUCUCGAUAAGGUGAAAGAAAUAAAGUUGAGCAUUUUAGAGCAAUCUUCAGAAGAGGCACAAGCAUGCCCUACUAACAGGCAUGGAAAAGAUUCCACUGAAAUACAAAAUCAACAACCAUUGUUGUUCACACCAAGUAACAACGAAGGCAGUACAAUAGAGAAGUUUUCUCAAACAGAAAUGAUAAGUCCUGGUGUGUUAGAUGUAGCAAAAGAUGAGGAAUUACAUGAGUCCAUAGAUUUAUCAUGGCUAAAUGCUGGAGAAAUCUUGGGCAAAAGAAAUAAGCAGGAAAGCACAACUUCUGUUGUAGCCGAAUUAAGUCAAAAUUUAAAGGGAGCAGAGAGUAGUUACCCAGAAGACAUCCAGACUACACGUGGGAUUUGCUUGAGCUACCCAAAUUUGGUACAGGCAGCUGAUGAAAGUAUACCCACAUAUUCUGCAUCAACAAAUGUUGAAGAUGUGUUUGAUGCUGGAGGAAAUUUAGAAGAAGGGAAGCACAGUCAGGGCUAUGACCUAGCAAACAGAAAGAUGUUGCAGGCAGAGCUGUGCCAAAGUGAUCCUGGCAGGUUAACUGAUGAUGAUCAGAGCAGCAGGGCCACAUGGGGGAAUCAAAGUUGGAAAGACUUAGGAAGUCAAUUGGCAGAAAAAGAAAGCGAAGCCAAUGAAGGAGUGCAGGUGGAAGAGCUAACAGGUGGCGAAGCUAUAUGGGGAAUUAAAGACGAUACAAGAUGUUUGGAUGUAACUCCCACAGAUGAAUUGUUUACCUGCCAAGACCCGGUGAGAUAUGAAGAGUCUUAUGUAGCGGAGCAUGAUAGUAUAAGGGAAGCAGAGGCAGUUACAGCCUCUUAUAUAAUUAAAAUGACAUCAGAAAGCACUCCAAAAAAAAUGUCUGCUGGUGAAAAAGCAGUAAUUGUUAAGCUACCUCAAGAGACUGCACUAAGUGACAGGUCCACAGAGGAAAAGGAAGCAGUGUUUGAUAUACAUGAAGGGAGAAGUGAUGGUUCACAUUAUCCUCUUUGUCAAUGCAAUACAGUGGGUGUAUUAUAUGACACCAAAUUUGAAGAGGAAUCAGUUUCAGAUAUUUAUAAUGCACGCAUACAUGAAACGGUGCACGGAGAAAUGAUGUCAGUACGCAGUGCAAGCGAAAAGCUUGGUGGAGCAGAACAUUCACCACCAGAUGAAAUAUUAUGGACUUCUGCUGCAGAAGUAAAAGCCAUUUCAGAGCAGGAUUUAUAUCCUGAAACAUCUCCGAAAGCUUUGCAGGGCCUACCGCAAGGCCUAUGCAACGAAGAGGCUGAAGAGGCAAGUGUCUGGAGAACACUUCCUCAUGACGGUGCUAAAGCAGAAAGCAAAAUUUCACCUUCUGAGGUCAUUGUUGCUGGCAGCUAUUAUGAAAGUUCAUCUGUGACAUCUUCGGAAGAGUCCAGGGGAGCUCUUUCUGCUGAGGGGGGGCAAGAGUUGCAUCCAGACACAGAAGCUUCAGUCGAUAUUGCAGCUGACUCAGCAUGCGGCUUCACCCCAACUGGUGAAACAGCUCCCAUGAUUCCAAAUAUUUCUUUGGAGACUGAACUCCAAGAACUUCCUGAGAGUUCAGCAGUGCUGCCUUCUAGUGAGAAAGGAGAAAGAAGCACAGGUCAGUUUCCCCAUCAGACAGAGCUCAAACAGGAAAAGCUAUUAGGGCCAACCAUUUUAAUUAGUGAACCCCUAGAAGAAAGAGAAGAGAGAAUCUCAGAGUCUGAAGGUUUGAUAACGGAAGAAACAUUGAACACUGACGGGCUUGGCAACCAGUUUGUUUUUGGUCACACAGCAAUUUCUGGCCAGCAAAGUGAGGCUUAUAGCUUACCAUCUGAGUGUCUCGUUUUAAAGCACAUUGGUUACAAAAUACUUUAUUUCCUCUUGUUCGUUGUGUUUUGCGUCACUUUGUACCACUACGAUUUAAUUGUUUGCUUUGCACUCUACUUCUUUUCAUUGUAUUGGCUAUACUGUGAGGGCAGGAGGGGCGAGGAAUCGGUCAAAAAAGAGUAGUAUAAAGCUUCCAAAUGUCUACAUGAAGCACUUAACAUUUAAUAUCAGUAUAUCCCAAAGGACAGCCAUGUCCACACAGAACCAACUCAAGA
This is a messenger RNA of Lacerta agilis (Sand lizard), 3962 nucleotides long. RefSeq names its product protein phosphatase 1 regulatory subunit 3A (gene PPP1R3A). The record is from RefSeq and is a predicted model, not a curated record. Gene Ontology annotation, biological process: regulation of glycogen biosynthetic process. The transcript has 4 exons. Gene Ontology annotation, molecular function: glycogen binding; protein phosphatase 1 binding. Gene Ontology annotation, cellular component: protein phosphatase type 1 complex. Bases 43 to 3870 code for a protein of 1275 amino acids. Lineage: Eukaryota; Metazoa; Chordata; Lepidosauria; Squamata; Lacertidae.